AGCUAGGAACAGACAUCUGACUUGGAGCUCGCGCACUGGGCUCUUCAGAGAGGGACCAGGCAGAGGUUCGGCACGCAGGGCGUUAGCGGGCUGGGUGUCGCCGAGGAACCCCUACGCGUGUUCUCGAAGGCUAGAGUCCCACCCAGGACAGCCCGCCCCCGCGAAAGGGCGCCAGCGCCGGGCCCAGCCAGCCUUGGGACGGAUGACAGGAGCAUUGUGAGCCUUGAGGCCCAUUUGUAGAUUGACCGAACCAGAAGUAACCAGUUCGGAGAGUGACCUGUCCAAAGCGAGGCCGGGCGAGGGUGAUCUGUACAGAAGAGGGGCUGUCGGUGCCGCGGGACCCCGGGACUGCCAGCAGUGGGGCGGGCGAGCCGGGCCCAUGGCGGAGCCGGGGCUGCCGCUGGUGGCUCGGCUCAGCUACUCAGUGGGUCACUUCCUGAACGACCUGUGCGCCUCCAUGUGGUUCACCUACCUGCUGCUGUACCUGCACUCUGUGCAGGGCUACAGCUCUGAGGGCGCGGGCAUCCUGCUGCUGCUGGGCCAGCUGGCUGAUGGCGUGUGCACACCCCUCGUAGGCUACGAGGCUGACCACUCCGGAGGCUGCUGUGGGCGUUACGGUCCCAGAAAGUCCUGGCACCUGGUCGGUACCAUUUGUGUCCUGCUCUCCUUUCCUUUCAUCUUUAACCCCUGCCUGGGUUGCACAGCCUCCACCGCAGAGUGGGCCGCCCUCAUCUACUAUGCACCUUUCAUUGUGAUCUUCCAGUUUGGCUGGGCAGCCACCCAGAUCUCCCACUUGUCUCUAAUCCCCGAGCUGGUCACCAAUGACCAUGAGAAGGUAGAACUCACCGCCUUCAGGUAUGCCUUCACUGUUGUAGCCAACAUAGCUGUGUAUGGGGCUGCCUGGCUGCUUCUCCAUUUCCAGGGCUCCCACUCCGAGAGCCCUGAUUCGGGCGCCGGUGACCAGCUCGGCCUACAGGACGUGCCGGUGUUUAGGAACCUCUCCCUGAUGGUCGUCUGCGUCGGUGCCGUCUUCUCCCUGCUCUUCCACCUGGGCACCCGAGAGAAGCGGCGGCCUGGGCCCGAGGAGCCCAGCGAGCACAGCCCGCUGCUCCCGCCUGCCGCCCAGCCGCGGCUCCUCUGGAAACACUGGCUCCGGGAGCCCUCCUUUUACCAGGUGGGCCUGCUGUACAUGAGCACGCGGCUCAUCGUGAACCUGUCGCAGACGUACAUGGCCAUGUACCUGACGUACUCCCUGAGUCUGCCCAAGAAGUUCAUUGCCACCAUUCCCCUCGUGAUGUACGUCAGCGGCUUCUUCUCCUCUUUCUUCAUGAAGCCUGUGAACAAGUGCAUCGGUCGAAAUCUGACCUACUUCGUGGGCCUCUUGGUCAUCCUGGCCUUCGCCGCGUGGGUGGCUCUGGCCAGCUUGCUGGGCCCGGCCGUGUACGGAGCGGCUGUCCUCCUGGGUAUAGGCUCGGCCACCAUCCUGGUCAUGUCUCUGUCCAUGACGGCCGACCUCAUCGGCAGCCACACGAACAGCGGGGCCUUUGUGUACGGGGCCAUGAGCUUCACAGACAAGGUGGCCAACGGGCUGGCGGUGAUGGCCAUCCAGAGCCUGUACCCCUGCGCCUCAGACCUGUGCUGCGAGGCCUGCAUGGGCUUCUACCACUGGGUCAUGGUGGCCGUGACGGGCGGCGUGGGCGUGGCGGCCGCCCUCUGUCUCUGCAGCAUCUUCCUGUGGCCCAUCCAAGUCCGCUUCUAUGACACCACGGUGGCUGGCCCAGCUGAAGUUGCCACUCAGCCAAACUCAGGGGUCUUCCAGGAUAUCACAGUCAAUUGAACACUUGGCGUUAUCUCAGGCAUCUGCACACGGACUCUCCUCUCCCCCUCUGGACACUAGGACUCCGAGCCCAGAGUCUGCUUGGAAUCCCCCCUCCCCCCCCCAGCUGGUCUGGGGGCCUUGGUCUGUCUCUCCGGCCCGGGAUCUCCGGGCUGGUAGCUGUUUACAAAGAAUGUUGGACUGAUGAAUAAAAGCCCCACCAAGGAUGUGGGAAUUCUACCCUUGGGCCUGGCUUGCGCACUUGCAGGGGCUGGAGGGUGAGCGGGAGAGAGUGAUGGAGAUUCAAGGCAUUGGAUGCCGUCCCUCAGCUUCUGGGGAUCGCUGGCUGUGGCACGGCUAGGACACACAGAUCAGGAGCUAGACCCAGAAGGGAAGGAGGAGCAAAGUCUCUUGUCCUUUGUCUCUUCCACUUUUUUUUUAACUCUUACCUUACAUCUUAGAAUCAAUAUUAAAUAUCUAUUCCGAGGCAG
Messenger RNA from Gracilinanus agilis (Agile Gracile Mouse Opossum), 2307 nucleotides. RefSeq names its product major facilitator superfamily domain containing 12 (gene MFSD12). Gene Ontology annotation, molecular function: symporter activity. NCBI's taxonomy places the organism in Eukaryota, Metazoa, Chordata, Mammalia, Didelphimorphia, Didelphidae. Gene Ontology annotation, cellular component: membrane. The transcript is spliced from 10 exons. The record is from RefSeq and is a predicted model, not a curated record. Gene Ontology annotation, biological process: carbohydrate transport. Bases 380 to 1837 code for a protein of 485 amino acids.